Messenger RNA from Trichoderma reesei QM6a, 1266 nucleotides. RefSeq lists its product as uncharacterized. The transcript has 2 exons. Bases 1 to 1266 code for a protein of 421 amino acids. Gene Ontology annotation, biological process: protein phosphorylation; intracellular signal transduction; intracellular monoatomic cation homeostasis. The record is from RefSeq and is a predicted model, not a curated record. Gene Ontology annotation, molecular function: ATP binding; protein serine/threonine kinase activity. NCBI's taxonomy places the organism in Eukaryota, Fungi, Ascomycota, Sordariomycetes, Hypocreales, Hypocreaceae.
AUGUUCUCCAGCAAGGACGUCUCAAAAACCGCCCUCAAUGGCGACGCAACCCCUCGCUCCCGCGGCCCCUCCAUCAGCGGCGCUUCCUCUCCCGCUCCGCGAAAAGAAUCAAUAGAAAAGCCCGCCGAAAAGACCCCUGCCAAACCUAAAGAACCCGCCAAGCCUAAGGAGCCGUCAAGUCGCUUCGUUCUCCUCCCCGACGUCCCGGGCGGCCAUGAGCACCACUUGAGAUCCAGCCGAAGGCAGGAGAAGCUGUCCGACAUGUGGCGAAGCAUCAUCGGAAAGAAACAAGAGCCCCCGCCUGACAGCGAUCUCUCGCUCGUCUCCAACUGGGUCGAUUCGCUGCGCCAGGAGAAGGAGGACGCAAUCGACAAGAAGGGACCCCAGAAUUCGACGCUGGUGGAAAAGUAUGGCAAAUGCCAGGAAAUCGUCGGCCGUGGCGCCUUUGGCAUCGUCAGGAUAUCGCACAAGAAGAUGGGCACCAGCGGCGAGAAGCUCUUCGCCGUCAAGGAAUUCCGCCGACGGCCCGACGAGUCGGAGAAGAAGUACAGCAAGCGCCUCACGGCCGAGUUCUGCAUCUCCUCCUCCCUGCGCCACCCCAACGUCAUCCACACCCUUGAUCUGCUCAAGGACGCCAAGGGCGACUUUUGCGAGGUCAUGGAGUUUUGUGCUGGCGGCGAUUUGUACACUCUCAUCCUGUCGAGCGGCAAGCUGGAGGUUCAAGAGGCCGACUGCUUCUUCAAGCAGAUGAUGAGGGGCGUCGAGUACCUCCACGAGAUGGGCGUUGCCCACCGCGACCUCAAGCCCGAGAACCUGCUGCUCACCACUCGCGGCGCCCUGAAAAUCACCGACUUUGGCAACGGCGAGUGCUUCCGCAUGGCCUGGGAGACGGAUGCCCACAUGGUCUCUGGCCUUUGCGGCUCGGCCCCCUACAUUGCGCCCGAAGAGUAUACCGACAAGGAGUUUGACGCCCGAGCCGUGGAUGUCUGGGCUUGCGGUGUUAUCUACAUGGCGAUGCGGACCGGACGGCAUUUGUGGCGCCUUGCCAAAAAGGAGGACGACGAGUUUUACUCUCGCUAUCUGGAGGGCCGUCGCGACGAGGAGGGCUACGGCCCAAUUGAGUCAUUACAUAGGGCCCGUUGUCGCAACGUCAUCUACUCCGUGCUGGACCCUCAUCCCACGCGCCGCCUCACGGCUGCUCAGGUCCUCAAGUCUGAGUGGGUUCGCGAGAUUAAGCUCUGCAAGGCCGGCGAAGAAGGCCUUUGA